Messenger RNA from Anopheles marshallii, 639 nucleotides. Its product is annotated as calaxin-like. The coding region runs from base 1 to 639 and encodes 212 amino acids. Gene Ontology annotation, molecular function: calcium ion binding. The transcript has a single exon. The record is from RefSeq and is a predicted model, not a curated record. Lineage: Eukaryota; Metazoa; Arthropoda; Insecta; Diptera; Culicidae.
AUGAACCUAGACGCGACGCUUGACACGGCGGAGGAGAUACGGUUUCUCAGCAAGGUGAGCGGUCUGGUGAAGCGACUGAGCCGUACCACGCACUUUAGCAACCAAGAGCUCGAGGUGGUACUGCUGGUGUACUAUAAAAUAUUUAAGAAUGAUCCGGAUGCGGCAGGUGGGCAGAUUUCUCGCCAGCAGCUUACGACCGUGUUCGAUACGGCGUUCGGUAUCACGGAUACGGCCGUCAUAAGACGCAUCUAUGCGGCACUGGACGGUGGUAACAGCUCGCACGUGUCGAUGGAAACGUGGGCCCGCAUGGUGUCGCUGUACGUGCGCGGUACGCUCGAGGAAAAGAUCCAGUACUGCUACCGGGUGUAUGACAUCCAGCGUGAAGGGAUGAUCCGGCGGGACUUCCUGAUGGUGCUGUUGCGGGGAAGCGUGCGGCUGGAGGACGGUGUGGAUGAGGCGGUGAAGGAUUUGGUGGACAUUUUGAUGACGCGGCUCGAUCUGGACCGUGAUGGGGCGAUCUCGUUCGAGGACUAUCGGAAGAGCGUGCUUGGUACGCCUCUGCUGCUGGAGUGUCUCGGCCAAGCGCUGCCGGAUCGGAUCCAUAUGCAAGCAUUCGCAGCAACGUUUCUCGUGAUGUAA